AAAAUAUGUAAAAUUGAAAAGGCACAAAGUUAUUAGCUGAACAACCUGACAGACGACUGGCGGAGCAGAACAGAGCAGGCUUUGAUUUACAAAUUGAAGUGAACGACAUCUCCGUGCGGGAGAGUUUGAGCUUGGAAUCGUCGUCGGAGUCAAAGACGAAGAAGAAGUGUGUGAUUUGGAGAUGGCUACGGCGGCGUUAGAGAAGCUUCUGCAAGUAGGCACUAAGAUCGUCGGAGUUGGCAGAAACUAUGCCGCUCACGCCAAGGAACUGGGGAACGCCGUCCCCAAGGAGCCUGUGCUUUUUCUCAAACCGACGUCGUCUUAUUUGGAAAACGGAGGCACAAUCGAGGUCCCUCCCCCUCUGUUGUCGUUGGACCAUGAGGUGGAGCUGGCCGUCGUCAUCUCUAAGAAAGCUCGAGAUGUUUCGCAGGCCACUGCCAUGGACUACGUUGCCGGUUAUGCACUUGCUCUUGAUAUGACUGCCAGAGAAAUUCAAGCUUCUGCUAAGUCUGCAGGUCUUCCAUGGACCAUAGCUAAGGGGCAGGACACCUUCACACCAAUCAGUUCCUUGCUACCCAAGGAAAUGGUGCCAGACCCGGACAAUAUAGAGUUGUGGCUGAAGGUAGAUGGAGAAUUGAGGCAGAAAGGCUCAACCAAGGAUAUGAUAUUUAAGCUCCCAUUUCUCAUCAGCCACAUAAGCUCCAUUAUGACACUUCUUGAAGGAGAUGUAAUACUAACAGGCACUCCCAAAGGUGUUGGCCCAGUUAAAGUAGGUCAAAAGAUAACUGCUGGCAUAACGAACCUCCUGGACGUUGAAUUCAAUGUUGAAAAAAAGCAGAAGCAAGGAAGCUCUUGAGCUGAUUGAAUUUUCUACCAGGUGUUAUUGCAUUUGACAGUUCCAGCAGGAAAAAGAAAAUAAUUUCAACUGAAACCAGAGAACUGGAGUGAGCAUGGAUGCAGACACGAAGCUGUUGCAGUCUUGGUUAGCAUAAACUCUCAAUUCAGUUCAAGGAUCUUGCAAGGUGGUAAUUAAACAUGUCCAUUUUUUUCGCUCUUCAUGUUGGGAAUGAAUGGAGUGGUAAUAAGGAAUUAGUCGUAGAAAUAACUUGGGAUGGCAAAAAACUUUUCCACAGUUCUGAAUUUGGCACGCAAGAUGUCAGAGGUGCAAAGAAUUUUGGUGCUCUUUUAUUAUUA
Messenger RNA from Prunus dulcis (almond), 1194 nucleotides. Its product is annotated as probable acylpyruvase FAHD1, mitochondrial. Gene Ontology annotation, molecular function: acetylpyruvate hydrolase activity. The coding region runs from base 182 to 856 and encodes 224 amino acids. The record is from RefSeq and is a predicted model, not a curated record. The transcript has 7 exons. Gene Ontology annotation, cellular component: mitochondrion. Lineage: Eukaryota; Viridiplantae; Streptophyta; Magnoliopsida; Rosales; Rosaceae.